Molecule: messenger RNA, 3758 nt
Organism: Closterium sp. NIES-67
Lineage: Eukaryota; Viridiplantae; Streptophyta; Zygnematophyceae; Desmidiales; Closteriaceae
Source: the annotation of a GenBank genome assembly
CACCGCCUGAAUGUGCGUGGCUGACUGUCCAGGCCUUUCCAGGCCUUGCCAUGGCAUUCGUGCUGCAACUGGUUCUAAUCUCUACCAUCCUCAGGCCUUCCGUUUUUAUGAUGGGUGUCCCUUCCGAAGGACCAUCUUGGCAAUGAUCGUUUAGCUCUGUCUCUUGCCAUAAUUGUAGCGACCAGAGAACCAUGCUUCAGUAGCGGGUAUUAUACGCUUCAAGCAGUUGCUGUUUCUUAAUUACAGGCUCCAGAUUUUGGCUCCAGAUUUUCGCCUCAUGGUGAUGCAAUAGUGAGAUCCUAGCGCAUAGCAGUGCGUGAGAUCCUAGCGCAUAGCAGUCAGUUCGGCGUCGCCGGCCCACGUGAGACGACGCGAAUGCUCAUAAUAGGCAGCCAGCCCGUGCCGCGCCACCUCGCGGGCUCGGCGCUGCUCCGCUACCUCCUCACUCACCCGAGCCUCGUCGCCGGCUCGGAGGAGUUUCUUCGCCGAAGCAGCCGCUCAGGCUCGGAAUUUUGUCCUGACCCGAGUCAAUGCCAUGCCAAUCGCGGUGAAGGAGAGGAGUAUGCGCGUCCGGCAGGCGGCAGCGACUGUCGUCUGUCCGACGGUCAUGCUGCCGGCCAGCCAGCAAUACAAUCAACCGUCGGCCCCACAUCCUCAACUCUUCCCCCCUCCCCUACCGCUUUAUCCGCCUACCCUUGCGCUAAUCCCGGCGAUGGCCCGCUCUCCCCCCUGGCUCUCGCGCGGGCAGGAGAGGCGGACACGUUUAUAGCGGCGGACGAAUGGGGGAAUAUGAGGGGCUCAGAGGGGGGAGGUACAAGAGAGGAGAGCGCUAGUGGCGGUAGUUUGAAUGCCGCGUGUAACGGCAGCCCCUCCGGCGCUAGUGCGGGCGCGGGGGCAUCGGUAUGCAGGGGGCGGGAGGGCGGAGGGGGGGAGUGGAUGCGGCGGCAGAGAGACAUGCUAGGGGGCGCGGGGAGUCGCUCUCUGAGAGUGCCACGUGGCGGGGCCUCUGCUGCCGACACGUGUGAUGCUGGCGGCGGCGCGCUGCCCCGGGCGAUCUGGCGGAGUCUGAGUGCGAGUACGCUUGUAGCGCGUGAGGCUGCAGCGGGGAUGACUGGUGGAAUUGCGGCUGGUAGCGGUGCUGCUGGUAGAGGUGCUGCCGGCCGUGAUGCUGCCAGCCGUGAUGCUGAGGGUAAUGAUCCCCCGCCACUGGCAGCAGCCGCAGCAGCAGCAGGAAGAGGGGGGGUAGAAGCAGAAGCAGAGGCAAUAGCAGCAUCAGCAGCAGAGGGGGGAGCAGUAGCAGAAGCGGCAUGGGGUGUGGGUGCGGGGGCAGAGGGGGAGAGGGCCGAGGGCAGCUUGUUCUACCGCCCGCAGUGGCAGGGAGUGGGGCAGGGGGCGAGCAGGGAGGGCGGGGGAGUGGAGGGAGAGGGGCUAGGGAGUGAGGAGGGGAGGAAGGGCGACGGAGGCGAGGAGGAGCAAGGGAGACCAGAGCGGCUGGUGUACGUGGCACAAGCUGAGGUGGCAACUGCAGACGUGGAUUUGGUUGACGUGAUCGGCACGGACGAGAUGACGACGUGCAUAGCGGUGGCCAUCCGCCACCCGCUGUCGCGCCGCACGGCCCUGGCGCACGUCGACUCGUCGCUGUGCGUCGUGCGCGCGCUCUCCUCGCUGCUCGCCUCGCUAGGCCUGCACCCCGCGGACCCCACGCCGCUGCAGCUGCACUUGGUGGGGGCGUUUGACGACGACCCGGGAAACGCGGAGAGCAUCUUCAACGAAUGGGAGGAGAGGCAGGAGCAAGAGCGCAAGCGGCAGGAGGAACAAUCGCAGCAGCAGCAGCGGUGUCUGGAGCGCAGCAGCAGCGGGCGGCUCUCGGGGUGCAAGCGCAGGCGCCGCAGCAGCCGUGCAGUGUGUGCGGCGCCCGGUGGCGGUGACGCGAGUGGAGCAGAGGGAAGCGUCUUUGACACGGGCACGGGAGUAGCCGGUGCUGAUGAGCGCGCAUGCAUGGGCGCGCACGCAGUGAGCCCCCUGCCAGCAUCAGAGUCGCAGGGCACUACGUGCGGCCAGCCCUGGCACCACAAUGCCACUCCCGAUCCACCCAGCAACUCCCAUUCCUCGGCCUACUCCGCCCACCUCAACGACCUCUAUCACACCUCCUAUGGCCCAGACGACCCCCCCUUCUCACCCCACCACUCCUCCGGCACGUCUCUCCCGGUGGCCCGCGCCAUCGUCCAUCUCCUGCACGCCCUGCCGCGCCCCUUCCUGCUCUCCACGCUCGCCCUGCUCCCCCUCAACACCACCUGGGACCCCUCCCGCCGCGCCCCCGUCCCCUGCACGCGCGGGCUGGCCGUGCACCUGCGGUCGGGAGUGGCUUUCCCGCGCGUGUUUACUCCCGAGGAGAGAGGGCCGGACGCUGUGCUCAGGAACGCGCUGCUGUUCUUUGGGGAGGGGGGUGCGGAGGGGGAGGGGGAGCGGGGAAGUGAGGAGAAUGGGGAUGGGGAGGGGGUCUGGGGAGGAGGGAGGGACGAGGAGGAGCGGCUGGUGGGGGGGAAGCAAGAGAGGGAGAGGGUAGAGGGGGGAAGGAACGUGCAGGGGUUGCAGGAGCAGGGGGGGCAUGCUGACAAGGGCACUCCAUACACUCCUGAAAAAGGGGUUCGCAGUGAUGGCACUGCCGCCACUGCCGGCCUUCUGAAUGGCGGUGGCACGCCCUACAGCAGCGAUGGCGACAGCAUGCGUGCUGCCAGCACGCCCUCAUCCUCCCCCCUCAUGCCCUCAUCGCUGCCAUCUUCCUCCUCUCCUUCCCCCCUCCUCUCCUCCUCCUCAUUCUCCCCUCUCCUCUCUUCCUCCUCACCCUCACCCUCACUACCCCCGCUUGCAUCCUCUCCCUCUCUGCUCUCCACCCUCCCCCCCGCCGCGCUGUCACCGCUCUGCACCGCUCUAUGCGGCCCUCUCUGCCCCCAGGGCCGCCUCACCCGCUUCUACGACUCUCAGAUGGACCGCUUUGUGCUGCCGCCCACCAGGCUCAUGGACGUGGCGUCAUUCGCCCGGCAGCGCCUGGCCAUGACGGACCACGAGCUGCUGCACGCCAACUCCACCUCGCCCCUGGCUGAAGGGCCGGACUUCCUGCCGUUCAUACGCAGCUGCUACCGCCUGCUCGCCCAGUCCCCGGACUCCGACGCCCUCUUCCCCAACGGCGCUCCGCGUGUGUUCAUCCGAGACCCCUUGUCGGGGCACUGGCAGCGUGCGCCGUCCCCCCUGCCCCCGCGCACGCCGCUCAUGCUGUACCGCGAGUACCGCACCCGCCAGCUGCACUCGCUCUCCUCGCUGCUCUGCAUGCUGCCCUGCUCCGCGCUGUGCUGGCCCUGGGGGUGAGGCACUCAUGGUUCGGUGGCCAGGGCGCAGCGGGUAUAAGGGCAUUCUCCUUCACCCCCCGCCCCUCCCUGCGCGAGUGGGAAAAGCUUUCAUUGCUCUCCUCGCUGCUCUGGCAUGCUGCUCGGCCCUGCCGUCUGCUGGCCCUGUGCUGAGUUUUGAGCUCCUGGCGCUCGGAACAAUCCCAAGCAGGUUUGCCGGGGAGGCACUCUAUUGUGACAGGCCUGGCAUGCUUCGUCUGCAGUGGGAUAUACCUAGGUACAUAGAGAUGUGCCGUGAGUUUCGGCACGUUCUUGAACCAUUAGCCAGGCACAGCUUGUGCCAAUUGCUGCUCUUGCUCGUAGGGCUGUAAGUUGAGAAGAAAAUUUAACCCUUGCGAAUUGAUGGCUCAUUCC